UAAGGUGGAAGCUGGUGGGGCGAGAAAGAACGAGAGAAAAUAAAACAGAUGAACAGCUGGAUUGUUCCUCUGACUACGCAAUGGGUACAAAAAGAGCUUGUAAAAGUUUGGAGUAGGAUCAGCUAUCACAGCAACUAAAAGACUUCAAUGACAGUUGACAAGGGACUUGCAAAAGCAGAGGGUCAGAUUUCUUCUAAACCUCCACAGGCUAGUUCUGGACAAAGGGAGGUUCAGGGAAGGGUAGAAAAUGUUGGAGGCUGGAUGCUGGGUUUAUAAGCGAGCUCCUGUCUUCUGGCUAUGUAAGGUGUGAAGGGGCAGGGCUAAGGAGAUGGCUCAUUAUGUGCUCUGCUGGAGGGGUGGGGCCUUGGAGGAUAAUUACAUGUAUGCCCCCCACCCUGCCAUAUACCGAGAGAGGCCGCCCCGUCCGGUGUCUGAGUCCGAUUCAGUGGUGGCUGAGCGAUUGGCUGUGGGCGGCACUGAAACUCUGACCAAUGGCAACAAAUCUGAUCUCCAGGCUGCAAAACGGUUGGCCAAACGUUUGUACAGUCUUGAUGGAUUCAAGAAGUCAGAGGUGGCACGUCACCUGAGCAAGAACAAUGAUUUUAGUCGCAUGGUGGCGGCGGAGUAUCUCAGUUAUUUUAACUUCUCAGGGAUGACGGUGGAUCAGGCAUUAAGAAUGUUUUUGAGAGAGUUUGCCUUGAUGGGAGAGACACAAGAGAGGGAGCGGGUAUUAUCCCAUUUCUCUAAAAGAUACCUCCAGUGCAACCCGAACACGAAACUAAAUGAAGACAGUAUUCACACACUGACUUGUGCCCUGAUGCUGCUCAACACUGAUCUGCAUGGUCAGAACAUCGGGAAGAGGAUGUCCUGCACGCAGUUCAUAAGUAACCUGGAGGGGCUAAAUGAUUGCCAAAACUUCCCAAAAGAUCUUCUCAAGGCUCUCUACAACUCGAUCAAAAAUGAAAAGCUGCAGUGGACAAUCGAUGAGGAGGAACUGCGGAAGUCUUUCUCUGAGCUGGAUGGCAAGAACGACUCCACAUCACACACAAUGAAGCAGACCAGCAGCGGUGGAAACCCCCUCAUCAGUGUCGCACAGCAGUCCAGCGCUCAGGUCUACAUGAACGGCUUUCUCGUGAGGAAAGUUCACGCAGAUCCUGAUGGCAAGAAAACCCCACGAGGUAAAAGAGGAUGGAAGACAUUUUAUGCUAUUCUAAAAGGACUGACCCUCUUCCUGCAAAAGGAUGAAUAUCGUCCAGAUAAGCAGCUGUCUGAUGAGGACUUGAAGAAUGCAGUAUCAAUCCAUCAUUCUUUAGCCGUGCGGGCAGCAGACUAUAGCAAGCGACCCGAUGUGUUUUACCUUCACACUGCUGACUGGAGGGUCUUUCUUUUCCAGGCAACCAAUGCAGAGCAAAUGCAGUCCUGGAUAACCCGCAUCAACACGGUGGCAGCCAUGUUCUCUGCCCCUCCCUUCCCAGCAGCCAUUGGCUCCCAAAAAAAGUUCAACCGCCCUCUUCUGCCAGGUUCAAACACCAAGCUCCCACAGGAGGAGCAGCUUAAGUCUCACGAGACACGGUUUCGAGCCAUUUCUGCUGAGCUCCAGGAACUACGCUCUUCGUCGCAAGACCGCAGGACUAGAAGCAGGGACCAAGAAGAGUACAAGCAAAGGGAAGAGUAUCUGGACUUUGAGAAAACACGCUAUGGAACAUAUGCAAUGCUUCUGAAAGCUAAGAUCCGCAUAGGGGAAACAGACCUGGAGGCAUUUGAGGUGCGUUUGUUUGACGACGGCGGCCUGCAGAGGGCUCACUCCAGCCCCAUGAUACCCCAGGACAACAGCCACGCCAGCAGCACCAGAGCGUCGAGCAGGAGCAGGAGCAGCAGCGCCAGCAGCAGGAGGAUCAAACGCUCACACAGUCAGAGACACAGCUACAGACAGGCUCUCAAACUGUGAGAAAGCCCAAGCGGAAGAGCUUGUUUAUCUGCAUUCAAGGGCUGAAUAUAGAGCGUUACCAGGAUGGCUGCAGUUUACCUUGAUGUCUGCUCUAAAGUCAUCAUGAUUAUGAAACUGUGAUUGGGGUUGCUAAGCCCCAUGUGACUGCCGGUAAAGCAUGCUUUUCUGGCCAGUAACCGCAAGCCCAUAUCUGCCAGACGGCAGAUGAGAAGGAGCACCAGCCUCACGUUGUCUUAUUUCUGUCAGUCUGUGUUUUCACCACGAACUUGUUUGGUUUAUCUGUGUAUUCUGCUUGCUGAUCGUCAGUUUAGCACUUGUCGCUUUUCAAGCUGAAGUGCAAAUUUAAUUUGGUGGCCCUGGGAGAGGCAGCCAAAUGAGAAGUAAACCUCUUUUUUGUGUGAACAUACUGUUCACUUUAUAUAUUUAAAGCAUUGUAGAUUUAGCUUUUUAAGGCUAUCAUUUCAUCAUUUGAGGUCGAUCAAGCGCUUUAACUCGUUACGGGAAGUUUAGUUCUUUAAACCUUCUUGAAGCAUGUCUCAAAGCAUGCCUAAGAUGUUUGAAGACAAUCAGUUCCUCAUUUGGUACAGUUACUAAGAAUAUGAAUGCAUUAUUUUUUAUGAUAACUGUUCAGUGAUAAUGACAAAUGCAAAUAACACGUUCCUUGUGAACAAUAGGUGCGCUUAAUCGUAUUGUAUGAAUGUGCACUUGAAGUACUUCAAAUCUUAAAAGUAUAUUUUUAAGAAACUCUACUUGAGGGUGAUAGAAUAUUAAUGAAAUUAAGGUCACUUAUGUGCAUUUAGAGUACUCUUUCUUGACUUGUUGACAUUUAAGAUAAAUAUCUUAAAUGUACUUAAUUGCAACUUUAUUCCAAAUGUGUAAUAAUAAGAAAAAAAUAUAUAUAUAUGACAAGUUUCAAUUGAAUUGACAUUAAAGUGUAUGUAAGGGCUUGUCAGUAUAUUCGGCAAUACAUUGUAACCAUAUUUUAACGUCAAUUGAAGUAAUUAUGAAAUUACAGAGAAAGAUAUGCAAAGUCCUACUUGAGUAUAUCAAACAUUCACUCUUAAAUGCACCUAAUUGCAUUUAAUAUAAUAUUGCAUUUAAAGUAUAAUAUUAAUUUUAUAAUAUUAUCAGUUAAUUGCAAAUAACAUGCAGUUAAGUGUCCAGUAAGUACUCUUUUUAAAAGUAUGCUGAAGUGCACUUCUUUUUCACAAGGGAUUCCAUGCCGUCAUAAUUUCGACAGUAAUGUCUGUACAAAAUGAACAAUCACCAUGUGAAACGGAUGUUAAAAUUCAUCAACUCCAUUGUAUUUUUUUUUUUUUUUUUUUUUGUAUAAUGUGUAUUUAAAAUGUAUUGAGCUUGAGAAUGACGUGAUGCAAAAUCUGUGUUAAAACCCUUUGGAUAUGGCCAAGCCAUUGACUUCUCAGGCACUCUUUUUCAAAUGUAUGAUCAUUCAUUCAGUGCUGGGGUUAAACAGGAGGCACUAAACAAAGACUGCAUCCAAUACCUCAUUUGCGCUGAGACACCUGCUCAAGGGAGUGUCAUUUAGUCGGAAGUAAUUCUACCUGUUUACAAUCUGGUGUGUUCUUGUGUUCCAAGUCAUGCGAAGUAUUGCUUUAAAGGAGAGUGAAGGCAUGCCUCUGUGCUGCUUCUCAUAACCUCAUGAAUCGUCUUAUUGAUAUUUUAGAAACAUGAAGGAUCCAAGAAAUUGUAAAACCUGAAAAACAACACUCUAAUGCAAAUCCAGGUCAUGAGUAUAUAAACUGACUGUUAACACUGCCAGCAUAUUCAACAAAUUCAGACAUAAAGGACACAAGAACAAAAAAAAACGUAAUGAUUUUGACCUGAUCUGGGACCUGAAUUCCAUCAAAUGGCACUUCAACAGUGUUACGCUUCACUGCACUAUGAAAAAUAGGUGUAUAAAAUUAUGUAAUGAAGAGUUAUUUAUAUAUUUUGAACAUUUAUUAUCAGAUUGUUGAGUAUUUGUUUAUGACUUAAGCAUAUUGACUAAAAGGUUUAUAAACAAGUUUUUAUAGGGAACACUUAAGUAGUUUGGUGUCACCCAAAGAUUUUGCAGUAAAUUUAACUUAUUUCUUAUAACUUAGUUUUUAAGUUUGAUGUGUUAUCCAUUAUAGCUGUAUAUGUGAUUAUGUUACAGCCGCUCAGUAAAAAAUGCUAUAUAAUGUUUGUAUGUUUUGAAGGCAGAGGCAAAAUAAAUCCAUUUUGAAAGGAUAA
This is a messenger RNA of Carassius gibelio (silver crucian carp), 4180 nucleotides long. Its product is annotated as PH and SEC7 domain-containing protein 1-like. NCBI's taxonomy places the organism in Eukaryota, Metazoa, Chordata, Actinopteri, Cypriniformes, Cyprinidae. Gene Ontology annotation, biological process: regulation of ARF protein signal transduction. The record is from RefSeq and is a predicted model, not a curated record. Bases 329 to 1948 code for a protein of 539 amino acids. The transcript is spliced from 13 exons. Gene Ontology annotation, molecular function: phospholipid binding; protein binding; guanyl-nucleotide exchange factor activity.